Messenger RNA from Dictyostelium purpureum, 1347 nucleotides. RefSeq lists its product as uncharacterized. Lineage: Eukaryota; Evosea; Eumycetozoa; Dictyosteliales; Dictyosteliaceae. The transcript has a single exon. The record is from RefSeq and is a predicted model, not a curated record. Bases 1 to 1347 code for a protein of 448 amino acids.
AUGAUAAAAUCAGAGAAUAAAAUUUCACAACUAAAACAAAAAUUUGAACAAUUAUCAAUACAACAAAACAAUAAUGAAUCAUUAAAAAAAACAAAUAGUUCAUAUAUUGAAAUUCAAAGAGUAGUUGUAAAAAAUAAAAAUAAUAUAGCUACAUUCCCAUCACCAUCACCAUCCCCAUCACCAACAACAUCAAUAACAUCAAAAACACCCACAACUUCUACAACAUCAAAAACAUCACCUCAUAGAAUAUCAAAUAUAAUAAAUUCAUUUGAAAAUAAAAUAGAUAAUCAAAAAAAAAACCCUAUUAAAAAUGAUGUUUUAAAAAACACACACCCUAUAUUGAAAAAUCAAAAUAAUAACACUCAGCUACAACCAAAUUCUAUAAAUAAAAUGAAUACAAUCACUGAUACAAAUAAUAUUCAAACUACAGUGCCACAGUCCCCAAUGAAUAAACCCAGUUCAAUAGUUAACAAUCAUACUCCAUCAGCUACAGUGACCACUACAAAUACAUCACAUUCCAAUUCUGAAAUAAACAGCUCAAAAAAAGUAACCCAAUUAAUUAAUAAAUUUAAUAACUUUUCCAAUAUAAAUAAUACAUCUAUACAUAAUAGAAUAAAUAAUAAUAGUAAUAGCAAUAGUAAUAGUAUUAGUAUUAGUAAUAGUAAUAGUAAUAGUAAUAGUAAUAGUAAUAGUAAUAGUAAUAGUAAUAGUAAUAGUAAUAGUAAUAGUAAUAGUAAUAGUAAUAGUAAUAGUAAUAGUAUUAAUAGUAUUGGUAAUAGUAAUAGCAAUAGCAUUAGUAAUAGUAAUAGUAACAGUAAUAAUAUUAGUAAUAGAAUGAUUAAUAGAAUAAAUAACAAUCAUAGUAUUAAUAAUAGAAAUAAUAUUGUUUGUAUAAACAAAGAUCAUACACAAUUAUUUAAAAAUAUAUGUAGUUAUAAUAAUAAUGUAAAUAUGGAAAAAAAGGAAAUCAUUAAAAUAGAAAAGGAGGAGAUUGUAGAUGAGUUUGAAAAUGAUUGUGUAAUAUGUUUUAAUGAAAUGACAAAUCAAGUAGAAAUAGGAAUCUUAGAAUGUCAACAUUCUUAUUGUUAUAAGUGUAUCAAAGAAUGGAUGGAUAAUGGUAAAAAAGUAUGUCCAAUGUGCAGAGCUCCAUUCUCUACAAUUAAUAAAAAGAACAUAGAACAACCAGAAACUUCAUUAAAUAAAGAAGAACCAAACACAAAUUCAAAUUCAAAUUCAAAACCAAAGAGAUCAUUUUUUGAACAAAUGCCCCCUCGUUUAAAUAGCUUUCGAGAUUUUUUAAACUUUAUGGAAGUUUUUAGAAACAAUCGUAGCGUAAACAGCAAUUAA